Messenger RNA from Mycotypha africana, 1419 nucleotides. RefSeq lists its product as uncharacterized. Lineage: Eukaryota; Fungi; Mucoromycota; Mucoromycetes; Mucorales; Mycotyphaceae. The record is from RefSeq and is a predicted model, not a curated record. The coding region runs from base 1 to 1419 and encodes 472 amino acids. The transcript is spliced from 2 exons.
AUGUUUCAUUAUCAUUAUUUACCAACGGGGGAGUAUUUUGAUAGGGCUCGACCGAUGUUGACCUUGCAUAAAGUACCAUUAGUCGAAACGGUGUUUGGUAGGCCUGUGGCACACUAUGCUCACAGGGCUGAUGUGGUUCGCUUACAGGUACUGCAAGAGUAUGGCGGAAUAUAUCUCGAUCUCGAUCUAAUACCGUUAAAACCAGUGGAUCACUUAUUAAAGAAGGAGUUCGUUAUGGCACAAGAAGGUGUUGAUGGUUCUAUAGGAUUGUGUAAUGCCAUGAUAAUGUCAAAGCCGCAGUCAAGAUUUGUACAACGCUGGUAUUCUACUUAUUCAACAUUUGACAGCUCCAAUUGGAAUUAUCAUUCAGUGAUUUUGCCUGGAAAACUAGCACCUUUCUUCCCUAACGAAGUGACCCUUUUGAACCACACCGCUUUUUUCUGGCCGUUAUGGGAUAGUCAUGGUUUACGUACUCUCUAUUUGGAAAAAAGCUACGACUUCUCAUCUAACCUUGGAACUCACAUUUGGGAAUCGGCAGCAAAUAAAAAUUUGAUGAGAGAUUUAAGUGAGGAUGUCAUUAUGAAUAUCGAUAAUAGCCUUUACUGCCAGCUGAGGCCAUUUUUGCUUGACGGUAACCCAGACCCACGACCAGGAUCUUGCGAAAUAAUAAAAUACACGAAAAGGAGCGACGGUCUGAUCGGUCAUUGGGCGCUCAGUUCGGUGCCAAGACUUGUAUCUUCUUUAUCUACUACCACUAGUAGUACGUUUAGUAUCAAUCCAUUACCAGCAGAGGAUGAUUCGGGCAACGCAUUAACAGGCAUCAUUCGAAAUGGUAGAUAUAUAAACAGCAGCAUUUACCUUUCGGGCGAUGCUAGUUAUAUAUUUCUCAGCCUACCAACAGAAACACGCAUUAAACCAAUCACUGUCAGCUGGUGGAUGAGAACAGAAAUACAAGCCAGCAAGAAAAUGGCUAUGGUUUUACAAACAAACCAAGGAAGAAUUUGCGUUACAACUCACUAUGAUGGUGCUUUAUCACUAAAGUUGGAUAUACUCCACAGAAAUGAAGCAUGGCAAUGGGCCGCUAUAGAAGAUUUAGGCCUGGGGCCAAUAGCAUACACGAUUGAUGGCGAUUACCAUCAUUAUGUUCUUGUUCUUGAUGCUAAUUCUAUUGCAUUCUAUAUGGAUGGUAAUAUUGCUGCGAAGAGACCGACUUGGAGUUACCCACAAUCGCUCGGCACGGUAGUGCAUGGUGUCUGGUUUGGUUCCAUUGAACCGUUAAAUGAUCAUUAUCAAGAUCCCUGGGAUACAACCAGUGAUCUAGAAGCAUUCUAUACGGAGAUAUAUGUAUACGGAAGACCACUCGACCAACAUGAAGCAAUGCAACUAUAUACUGAAAAGAAGCCAAAAAAGCCUCUGUAA